AAAUCAAGAGUCUUUCAAACAUAAACGCCUUAAAAAUUCCGUAUCGUUUCAUACAAUCGCUUGUUUUCUUUAGAGUUGUUGUCAAAUACAAAAGAGAAUACCUAUAACCACUAUUGUAUAAUAUUAUCAUCUGUAAUCACCCACGAGUCGAGCGUGCGUGGCAAUUUUUGUUGCGUCUUUUCUGCUGUAAAGAUUUUUUUUAAAUACUCGUCUCCUUCGAGAAUUCUACAACUUAAACCUGCAUUACAUCAACCAUCUCCGUUCUAUAAAAUGGGAGGUCCCAUGGAAAGGAUUCAAGUUCUUGAUGAUAUCGAAAAGGAUAUUCUAACUUGUCUUCAGUGUGCUGCUCAAACUUUAUUAGAACUCAGCAAAGAAAAAUCUGGACAGAAACAAGCAGAGACUAACACUUCACAAUUCCUGCGAACUCUAAAUCAAGUUGAAUCAAAGCUCAGUGAUCAAAUAAAUUAUUUAACUCAAGUGUCGACUGGCCAGCCUCAUGAGGGCUCUGGAUAUGCAUCACAAAAAGUUUUGCAGAUGGCCUGGCACAGACUGGAGCAUGUGCGGUCCUGGGUAAAUGAACUAGAUCGGCUUAAAUCUUCACACUUGGCUGCUGCUAACAGAACUACAUCAGGUGCAAUUCCUAAUGGAAAUAUGACAUCAUCUGGAACCAGUACAUGAUACAACUAAUUAACUUAAUAGUUUUUUUGAACUGGUGUGUGAUAUCAAAUGUCUGUGGAAACUUCUGUUUGGAUUUUUCUGGUAUUGUAUAUUUAUGUAUGCUGAAUAACUACAAUUGUUCAGUGUUCAUAAUUUCCUUUAUAAAUUACGAGCUGCUUCAGAGGGACAAUAAUUCCUGAACUUUGAAAAUACAUAAUGUCAUACCUUUUCUCACCCUUGUUCUGGGGAUCCUUGAGAUAGUCUUAUCA
Amyelois transitella is the source of this 926-nucleotide messenger RNA. RefSeq names its product mediator of RNA polymerase II transcription subunit 11 (gene MED11). The transcript has 2 exons. Lineage: Eukaryota; Metazoa; Arthropoda; Insecta; Lepidoptera; Pyralidae. The record is from RefSeq and is a predicted model, not a curated record. Gene Ontology annotation, biological process: regulation of transcription by RNA polymerase II. Gene Ontology annotation, molecular function: transcription coregulator activity. The coding region runs from base 271 to 678 and encodes 135 amino acids. Gene Ontology annotation, cellular component: mediator complex.